UGGCUAGCUGCGUCCAUUCAUAUCCUGCGGCGCGCGGUUACUUUCAGCUUUUUUUGUACUUUUGUACUUUUUGCAAGAUGCCAUCAGAGAAGUCUGUUUUAGACCAAAUUGAGAAUGACCCGAGUACUGAUGAAAUACCAAUGGACUCCUCUUCGGACGACUCGGACUUGAUGGCUCCGACUCAUGAUGAAGACGCCUCAGACUCUGAUUACGAGCUCCCAUUUGAAACAAGCAGUGACGGAUCUGAUGAAGACUAUGAGCCCCCCUCUCAGAAAAAGGCCUCAAUAAGACGAAGUGCUGCAUGGUGGAGAUUUGAACAGAAAAGCCCCUCCCCCAAACCAGGUCCCUCUGGUGAAUCCCUGCAAGGUGCCAAGCCGUCAAUCCCGCAAACGACCAAGACAAGAAUUGAACAGAAAAGCCCCUCCCCCAAGCCAGGUCCCUUCGGUGAAUCCCUGCAAGGUACCAAGCCGUCAACCCCGCAAACAACCAAGACAAGAAGGGAACGAAAAACUCCCUCCCCCCAGCCAAGUCCCUUCGGUGAAUCCCUGCAAGGUGCCGAGCCGUCAACCCCGCAAACGACCCAGACAAGUGGUGCUUCCGACUCUGAUGAUCGCUGGAGAAACGGGAACGAGGAGGACACCGCUCCAGAAAGCCUCUGCUUCCGUCCAACUAACCCCCCUGGGCCGAUCUUGGACACCACUUCCUCUUGGACCGCUUUGCAGCUGUUUCAGCUUUUUUUUUCAUCCUCUGUUGUGAAGACGAUCAUAGACAAUACAAACCUCAACGCACAGAGGAGGAAGCUUGCUGGUGUGAAGUAUGCCUGGGAACCACUUGACAUCAAGGACUUUUACAUUUUCCUGGCAAUUCUUGUCUACACUGGCCUCUGCGGAGUUCCUGAACAGCCUGAUUACUGGAGGAAAAGCUUCCCCUAUGGUAACCCUUUUCCUGGCAACACGAUGCCCCGGGCCAGAUUUGAGGCUAUUUUGUGGUCUCUUCAUCUCAGUGACCCCUCCAAAGAUGAAGAAAAUGACCGCAAGAGAGGUACCCCAGAGUACGAUAGGCUUUUCAAGCUAAAGCCACUGUACACCGAUAUCCAGACUGCUUGCAUGGACAAUUUUCAACCGGACAAGAAUAUCUCUAUUGACGAACGGAUGGUUGCUUCAAAAGCCAAGAUUGGAAUGAAACAAUACAAUAAAGACAAGCCUACAAAAUGGGGUUAUAAACUGUUUGUUUUAGCUGACUCCACCACUGGGUACACAUGGAACUUUUCUAUCUAUUCCGGUAAAAGUGACAGUCGAUCCAAACACGGCCUGGGCUACUCCUCCGUUAUGGACCUUCUCCCGUUCGAUCAACUUGGCAGUGGCUACACUCUGUACGUGGACAACUUUUACACCAGCCCUGCUUUGUUUUUGGAGCUGAAAGAAAAGAACAUGGGAGCGUGUGGAACGAUCAGAAAACAUCUGCCUGGUUUUCCCACAACGACAGUGAACGACCUCCCAAAAAAGGCGAGGAGGGGUGAUGUUCGCUGGUUACGCAAGGACAGCCUUUUGUUUGUCAAGUGGAUGGACAAGCGGGAGGUCGCCAUGUGCUCUUCGGUGCACAAGGCAAGCAGUGGCCAAACGGUGCCCCGGAAUAUAAAAACGCAGGGUGUCUGGAGCAUAGAAAACGUCCCCGUGCCAGAUGCUGUGCUGGACUAUAACAAGAACAUGGGAGGAGUAUUAUCAGAUGCUCUUAUCGGCUUUUACACUGUCCACCAUAAGACAAUGAAGUGGUAUAAAACGCUUUUCUACCACUUUCUGGACAUCGUAAUUGUCAACAGCCACAUCCUGUACCGUGAAACUGAGAAGACACUGGCUACUGGUACAAAGAUAUUAACACAGAAGAAGUUCAGAGAAGCUUUAUGUGAGCAGCUCGUGGAGUAUGCGAAGAGCUCCGUUCCAGCCGUGCCAGUCACUCCUUCGGUCACCUGCAUGCCCACUUAUUAUCCAGGGUCGACCAGAAAGUACUGCAGGAGGUGCUUUGAUGCAGGAGAGAAGAGGGUAAAGACGGCAGUGCACUGUAGGAAAUGCCAGGUGCCUUUGUGUUUGACCUCUCAGAAGAACUGUUUUACAAUCUGGCACGAUGAAAAUCACCAAAUGUAGUCUUGAAUGUAUAUAGUGUAAAUAGUUUGAUCCAUUUUUUAAAUUCACUUUUUAUUUGUCUAAGCUGUUGCAUAAAAGAUCUUUUUUUUCCCUUGUAUUUUUUUACCUGUAUAUAUUUAUUAUUAUUAUUGGCCUGGAGUAUUCUGUGUGAAAAUGGUAUCCUGGUGGUCAAAUAAAGCCAAAACUAUUCAAAUCA
Molecule: messenger RNA, 2337 nt
Organism: Boleophthalmus pectinirostris (great blue-spotted mudskipper)
Lineage: Eukaryota; Metazoa; Chordata; Actinopteri; Gobiiformes; Gobiidae
Product: piggyBac transposable element-derived protein 4-like
Exons: 6
Coding region: 78-2141 (687 amino acids)
Source: RefSeq, a predicted model, not a curated record